This is a messenger RNA of Plasmopara halstedii, 1593 nucleotides long. RefSeq lists its product as uncharacterized. NCBI's taxonomy places the organism in Eukaryota, Oomycota, Peronosporomycetes, Peronosporales, Peronosporaceae. The transcript has 3 exons. Bases 1 to 1593 code for a protein of 530 amino acids. The record is from RefSeq and is a predicted model, not a curated record.
AUGGGUAAGAACGAUGAUAGCAGAGCUACGAAGGCGUCGUUGGGCAUCAACGGCAAGCUGAAGAGUGAAAAGACAUCAAAGACACAGCGCAAGAACAAAGCGGAAGAGCGUAAGAAGCAGGAAGAUCUUGUGAAUGCGAUGGUGUACGGACCUUUGGUUGAUGAAACGGUGAAUGAAGGCGAGAAGGGACCGAUCACUGACUCCGAUGUCGACGAAACUCUGCCCGCCAAACUAGUGACAGCCGCAACGACAGCUAAAAGCCUAGCGGAUGAGGCAGCUGAGGCACGUUCGAAGCACAAGGAGGCUAAAGAAAAAGCCGAGGAAGCCGCAGCUGGGUUUGUCGCGACAGCAGGAGCCGUCCAUACGGCGGCAAUCGUAAACGGUCUUCAGCAACAGGGGAAGGGAAAUAACGAAGCGCUUGACUCGGAACAAGUGAAACAAAUUUUGAGAGAGCAGGAUGCACUACGCGAGCAGCUCAAGCAGCUAGAUCUCAAGAGACAAGAGAUGGCCGAGCAAACGGAAGCAGGUCGUAGGGCUCUCCAGAUCGCAAAAGCAAAGGCACUCAAAACCCAGAAGCGUGAAACUCCGGUUGACGAUUCGGGGUUGAGAGCACGAGAAGAAGUUAUCAAGGAGGAGGCAGCAACAGCCUUCGCAGCGCAACGGCGUGAGAUCGAUGAGUAUCUCGGGCAAGCGGACGCCAAGCCAACUGGGAGAGCUACCGAUCAAACCUCAGAGAGCUCACAAGAAGGGGCUACAGGCGAAAACCAUGGCGGAGACGACAUGAGUGCAAGCAAUGACGUCGUCAUGGGUACUUCACUGCGACUGGACGAUUUAGAUGAGAAGACUCCACCGAGUUUGCCGAUCACUAGGGAUAUCUUGAACGCGAUAAACGGCUUUACUCUAGAUGGACUCCAUGAACAGGAGCCAAAGUUCUCGGACACUCUUCCGAAACCGAUGGAAGAAACCUUGCGCGAAAAGCCAACUUGCUUGGAGCCGAUACUGGAGUUAAAAUCUGUGAUGAAGGUAGCUCAAGCAAAGUGUGAAGAGGCCAAGAACAUUCGACAAGGCCAGCGAGAUCAAAACGACCACGAGAGGACGUUGGUGAGCGGAUUCUCGGGGCCCGGCAAAAUAGAGUAUUCGGAUGACGUGGAAAAAGAAGCUCAAGUCUGGAAAGAACGUAUUCUAGCGGUCUGUCAAGAAUAUGUGAUGCUGGAAGCUAAGGGAGGAGCCAUGCGUUUGCCCAUCCUUCGACAGAGACUGAAGGAGCUCUAUCCCUUCGAAGAGUGGGUUACGUCGGAAGCUCCUACUCAAAUCAUGAAUCGACUGAUUCGGCAUUUUGCUGAAUCGGGAGAUAUUCAAGUUCGAGACUUGUCUCCAUACGUAUUCUGGGGGCGAGCAGCCGAGCUGCAUGCUGCGGCAGGUCUACUACGAGAACCAAUUUACGUCAUUGAAACCGACGACACAGGACAUAUUCGGGCCCGGCGAUAUUGUUAUCAGAACAAGACCGGUAUUGACGGAAUCUCCAGUGAAAUGGGGUGCGACUUCAACAUGACGAUUCAUGAGCGCAACAAGUUCGUGCAAACAGCGCAAUAA